This is a messenger RNA of Nelumbo nucifera (sacred lotus), 1773 nucleotides long. RefSeq names its product Galactosyltransferase family protein. Gene Ontology annotation, cellular component: Golgi membrane. Gene Ontology annotation, molecular function: galactosyltransferase activity. NCBI's taxonomy places the organism in Eukaryota, Viridiplantae, Streptophyta, Magnoliopsida, Proteales, Nelumbonaceae. The record is from RefSeq and is a predicted model, not a curated record.
GGGGGCAAUCUCGCGGGGGGCUGAUUUGAACUCGUUACUUUUCCCCUUGUUAUUGAGAGGACAAACCCAGAAAUUGGUUAGAAUGUCUUGUCCCUCUACCAACCUUCACUCUUCCUGUUCUCAUAUUUGAUUUCGAAAUUAGUUCGAGCUCUUAAUCUUGACAGAUCUGAUUCGAAUUCUAAGUUUCUCGGUCGAUUUCCAGUCGAAUGAGUAGUGCUUGAAGGACUGUUUUAUCUUUCGGGUCGAUAAAGAGAAACAGAAUACAACUAAAGAUGCAGAGCCGGGGAUCCAGUAACAAGCUACCUAGUCUGGUUAUCCGAUCCCGGAUUUCGGCUCUGAUGCUUUCUAUGUUCGCUACGAUGGCUUCGAUUUAUGUCGCCGGCCGCCUAUGGCAGGAUGCAGAAAACAGGGUCUAUUUAAUUAAGGAGAUUGAUAGAAUAACUGGGCAGGGGCAAUCAGCUAUAUCAGUAGAUGAUACACUGAAAAUCAUAGCUUGCAAAGAACAACAGAAGAAAUUAUCUGCCCUUGAGAUGGAGCUAGCUGCAGCUAGACAGGAAGGCUUUGUUUCAAAGCAUUUGUCAGGGACAGAUGGCACCAGUUCUAAGAAAAGGUUGUUAGCAGUGAUUGGAAUAAUUACAAAGUUUGGCCACAAAAACAAUAGGGAUGCGAUCCGUAAGGCAUGGAUGCCAACUGGUGCAGUGCUGAAAAAGCUGGAAGAUGAGAAGGGCAUUGUUGUACGAUUUGUGAUAGGAAGGAGUGCCAAUCGUGGAGACAGUAUGGACAGGGACAUUGACAAAGAAAAUAGGCAGACCAAUGAUUUCAUUAUUCUUGAUAAUCAUGUUGAGGCACCUGAAGAGAUUCCAAAGAAGACAAAAUUUUUCUUUGCACAUGCAGCAGAUACAUGGGAAGCUGAGUUCUAUGCAAAGGUCAAUGAUGAUGUGUAUGUUAAUAUUGAUGCUCUGGGUGCUAUGCUUGCAACUCAUUUGGACAAACCUCGUGUUUAUAUUGGGUGUAUGAAAUCAGGAGAAGUUUUCUCUGAACAGAACCACAAGUGGUAUGAACCAGACUGGUGGAAAUUUGGUGAUGGAAAAUCCUACUUUCGUCAUGCUUCUGGUGAGAUGUUUGUUAUAUCCCGAGCAUUGGCCCAGUUUGUUUCCAUAAAUAGGCAUAUUCUUCGUACAUAUGCACAUGACGAUGUUAGCGUCGGAUCAUGGUUUAUUGGCAUUGAUGUCAAACAUAUAGACGAAGGGAAGUUUUGCUGCUCGUCUUGGUCUUCAGGGGCUAUUUGUGCAGCCGUAUGAUUCAAUAUCUCUAGAUCCAUAGAUAGAAGACUGUCGGCCCAGUGGCAAUAGGCUUCCGUAGAGGGUGUUAUUUUCACUGCCCCAUUUCACUUUUCAGGCAUUUGAUUCGACACAUCUGACAACAUUCAUUUCCUCUUAGUAAGUUCCCCAACAAGAAGCUAGUCAGAGGAUUGAGGCUGUGAAACGAUUAACACCUGAUGAGGAGUCGUCAAAACUCAAUAUUUCAGAGAUUGGAGUGUGGAUGCAGGCAAUUGCAACUAUUUGACGGUACUUUGGAAGAGUGAGAGGAAAAGAUCCAAUGAUUUUUUUGUACUGCAUUCCAGCAAUUUUUCCCCAACGUGUGGUGAUAAAAGGGGUUAACCAUUCUUUCCCAUGUAGAAUCCAUACAAAAUUAAAAUUCGUAUCAGUAGAAAAAACGAAAAUUCAUUUCAGUGUCUACAUAAUUGAUGAUUCCCCGUUGUUUCUCUAUCCA